Messenger RNA from Fusarium proliferatum ET1, 1794 nucleotides. RefSeq lists its product as uncharacterized. Gene Ontology annotation, biological process: transmembrane transport. Gene Ontology annotation, molecular function: transmembrane transporter activity. The transcript is spliced from 4 exons. The record is from RefSeq and is a predicted model, not a curated record. The coding region runs from base 1 to 1794 and encodes 597 amino acids. NCBI's taxonomy places the organism in Eukaryota, Fungi, Ascomycota, Sordariomycetes, Hypocreales, Nectriaceae.
AUGACCUCACUGCCUCAUAUAGACGCAAUUGAGCCAGCACAAGCUCAAAAUUAUCCGCAAACUCCAGAUGCUGAGAAAGCCACGACUGCUGAAGCUAUUGCUGGCUCAUUAAACCAACCAGGUGGCUCUGACACCGAAAGCAACAGCGGAAAUGUAGAGCUCCAAGAUCAAUCACAGCGUCUACCAUUCUUCCGACUCAUCCUCGCCUACCUCUGUCUAUGCUUCUGCUAUUUCAUCUCCUAUCUCGACAUGAACUCUGUCGCGACAUCUUUGCCCACCAUAUCUGAGGCUCUCGAUGCUGGUCCGACUGUUACUUGGGUCGGAACGUCAUACCUUCUCGGCCAACUCUCAUUCCAGCCACUUUAUGGCAGGAUAUCCGAUAUCACCGGACGGAAACCUGUCUUAUUAUUCUCAAUGGGUUGUAUCUUAAUUGGCGGUCUCCUCUGUGGUUUCGCCCGCACGCCCGUCUGGUUGUACGUCUGUCGCACAAUCAGCGGCAUUGGCGGAGGCGGCAUAAGCUCUUCAGUGGCUAUCAUCGUCAGCGAUCUCGUUAGUUUAAGAUCACGAGGGAAGUAUCAAGGAUUCAUUAGCCUUGCCAUUGGGAUUGGAGCUGCUUCUGGCCCAUUUGUCGCUGCUGGGUUAAUACAAUUGACCACUGACGGGUGGCGAUGGGCCUUCUGGACCCCGUCGAUAAUGGGAGCCGUAUGUUUUGUGCUUCUUCUUCUACUUUUGCCUCUGAAGCACGUUUCCGGGAGCUUCAGAGAGAAAGUUCGCAAGAUUGAUCGGAUGGGAGUGUUGGCUUCGAUUGCUGGUAUCGUGCUAACGGUUAUGGCCAUCAACUCUGGUGGAAGCAUGUGGGCCUGGGAAAAUGUCAAGACCAUCUCCAUCCUCACUAUCGGCCUCCUCAUGCUGCUUGCCUUCAUAAUUAUUGAAGCUUUCUUUGCCCGAAUCCCCAUCAUCCCCUUGAGGCUGUUCAAGCAAAGAUCACCAGCUGUGCUCAUCCUUACCGGAUUCCUGCACGACUUCGCGUGGCAGUCUACGCAGUACUUUGUUCCUCUGUACUACCAAACUGUUCGGGGUUUUACGCCGUUGAAGAGCGCGACGCUCAUUGUACCGUUUCUUCUCGCGCAAGGACUUGCUGGCGCUGCUUCAGGGCCUAUCAUGGCUCGGUAUGCAAGAUACAUGCCCAUUUUACGGACCGGCUUCACUAUUUGGACCAUCGGUGCCGGUCUCAAGCUUCUAUUCAAUGAGCACACUCAUGUCGCCGUCUACGUAAUAGUCCUAGCUAUUGAAGGAGCAGGGAUAGGAUGGGUCCAUCAGCCAGGCCUUGUUGCUUUACAAGCCAACUCUGCAGACCAAGAUCGUGCUGUAGCUACCGGAACCCGCAACGUCUUUCGCUCCCUCGGCGGCGUUGUUGGUAUCGCUGUAUCCACAGCGGCAUACUAUGCUACUCUAAGCAAAGAUCUUUCGCAAUCCAACGCGGUUCCUAAAUGGCUUCGCGACCGUGUCUUGGAUGGCACAUGGGCUGUUGGGGACUCCAACACUGCAGAGUUCAAAAGCGCUAUCAUCAAUGCGCGCAUGCAAGGCUUCCGAGUGAUCUUCAUCACCACGAUACCUCUCAUGGCUUUAUGUCUGUUGGCCAGUUUCUUGGUAGAUGAUAUUGUUCUAAAGGGUGACACGGGUCAGGGAGGAAUGAGAGAAAGAGGUCAGACAACCAAGCCAGCAUCUACUCCCAUGGCGCCGUCAGAUACCAAGAGGGAUAGCUCGCAACAGCUAGAAGCUUCUAAGGGGUAA